GAAGCUGCGUCGACCAUGAAGAUUCCAGCAAUACUCGUCACGUCCCUGCUGGUUUGGGGUGGUCUGUCCGAGGGCCACGUGGUGAAACGAGACACACAGCCGAAGCCGCCCGGUCAGGUACUCGGCGAUGGGUCCGACGCGCUCGGUGCUUCUGUGGAGAACGCGAUCAAAGCGGCCAGAGCGACGGCCAACGUGGGCCUGAAGUUGGAGUUGGGCGAAGCUGCGCAAGCUGCAGCCGCCGCCGCUGCCAGUCAGGGUAAAAGCACGCAGGCCGCGGAGGCUGGAGCAAGCGCUGCGAUUGCCGCUGCUAUAGCCAAGAGCGAGAAAGCCAUCGAGGCGAGCGCGCUAGCCAGCAAGCUGUUGACGAAUGCGGCGCAGGCCAGCGAAGCGACAGUUUCGGCGACGAAGAGGGCAGCGCAAUUGACGGGCGCAGCAAGCGCCGCUGCCAGAGCUUCUGCAGCGGCGGCCGAGGCUUCCACCGAGGCCCAGGCGAGAGCCAACGCCGAGGCAGCCAUCGCGGCGAAAGCUUCAGCAGCUGAAGCGGCAGCUGCGGCGGAAGCUGAAGCUAGAGCGUCAGCUGCCAGCAAAGCGGCCGCCAGCUUUUUGGCCAAAGCUCGAGCAGCAGCUAGCGCCGAGUCCGAGGCCACCAGGCUCACAGCCGAGGCCCAAGUCGCGCUGGCGAAGGCUAGGGUCGCCGUCGAGCAGUCGCAGAGCGCUCAGGCAAGUGCCACUGCUCAGGCUGCCACGGCUGUUCAACUGGAAUCACAGGCGGCGAACGCGGAAGCAGCCGCUGUGGCGGAAGCUGAAACUCUCCUGGUCACGGCAGAAGCGGUCGCCGCCGCGGAGGCUGAGACAGCGACCAGAUCUGCCGCUUGGGCAAAGAGCAUCAUCGGCGAGAAGAAGAACCUGUUUGUACAACUGCACCCCCCUGUAUAUAAUCGACUCGCGCCAGAAGAGUCGGCAUCAAUCGGCAAAGUCCCAUCGACCAUGCAGAUCCCAGCGGUUCUCGUAACGUGCCUGUUCACAUGGAGCCUGGUACAUGCAGGUGGCGAGGAGGUUGUCCUGAAGGAGACGCGCCUGUUGAAAAAUGUGGAGAUUAGCGCGAAACGAAAGGAGAACGGCGCCCCGAUACUUGGCAAGGACGUACUUCCGUCUCUGGCGGCCAUCAAGGAGAGCGCGGCUGCAGAGGCCAAAGCAUCGGCCGAGGCGAAGGCUUCCGCUUUGGCUCUCGCCGAGGCGUUGCUGAACGCGUCGGCAGCGGCCGCCGCUGCAUCGGCCAAAGCUGCUGCCGCGGUGAAGGAAGCAGAGGAGGCACAACUUCUGGCCCAGGAGAAGGCUUUGGCCGCGUUGAGAGCUCAGUCCGAGGAACAGGCUGCUUCUGCACGCGCGGAUGCCGCAGUCGCGGCCUCAUUGUCCGCGCUGUCGCGCGCCCAAACAUCGGCCAACACGGCCACCACUGCACAGGACGUCUCCAGCGAUUUGGAGAAACGAGUGGCCUCGUUGGCCGCUGCCGAGGCAGCCGCCGCCGCCAGAGGGGCAGACGCUGCCGCGCAAUCGAAAUGGUGGGCCACACUGGCCGCUGAGGUCGCCGCCGCUGCAGCCGCUUUGGAGACGAAAGCCACCGCUUCCUCGCAAGUUGCUGCUGCCGCUGCCAGUAAGACCACCGCGCUAGCUGCCGAUGCAGCGAGCGCAGAGGCUGCCGCCGAGGCGGAGGCGCAGACUGCUUCCAGGCUGGAAGGCAGAGCGGCUGCCGAGGCAUCGGCUAGCUGGGCCAGAGAGGAUUCAGCAACUGCCCAACUGGAAGCAUCAGCGGCAGCGGAGGCCAGCGCAGCCGCGGCUGUCGGUGAUGGGGUCAUCUUAGGACUUGAAAAGUCCAGCGGUUCUGCUGCUCAAACGAUCGUUCAGGCACAGGCUUCCGAGGUUAAAGCGUAGAAGUGAAGUGGCAUCCGAAACGGGGGACGAAGAGGAAGUCUCUCUUCUUGGACGAUUUUGAGAAAUUUGCACUGGAAACGGAUAGGAGAUUUAUAUAUUUGGAUGUAUAGUUAGAAAACGACCAGACAGUGUCGAUUAAAAAUUAAGAGUAGCAUUGGCGUUGUCGAAGUGAGCUUACCCACGUGAUAAUAAAGGUCCAUUAUUUUA
Molecule: messenger RNA, 2139 nt
Organism: Frieseomelitta varia
Lineage: Eukaryota; Metazoa; Arthropoda; Insecta; Hymenoptera; Apidae
Exons: 2
Coding region: 16-1932 (638 amino acids)
Source: RefSeq, a predicted model, not a curated record